Molecule: messenger RNA, 1962 nt
Organism: Radiomyces spectabilis
Lineage: Eukaryota; Fungi; Mucoromycota; Mucoromycetes; Mucorales; Radiomycetaceae
Product: rab-GTPase-TBC domain-containing protein
Exons: 9
Coding region: 1-1962 (653 amino acids)
Molecular function (GO): calcium ion binding
Source: RefSeq, a predicted model, not a curated record
AUGUCCGACGGUCAAAGCGACCCAAAACCGGUGACUUACCAUGGGCACCUCAGUCUCUCCGAAGCUUACUUGGCUUUCAACGCAACGACCAAAGGCCAGUUUUUCGAAUCCGUCUUGCCUUUAUAUACCGUUCGUCGCGUCGAACGAUUAACGGAUGACGCCGCUUCUUUCUCUAUCAAGAUCGUCACUUGGCAUCAAGCCGAACGCUUAUUCCAGCUUCAGAUAUCUGAAUCGCAGUAUCAAGCCUUUUCGAACGCAUUGACCUCCCAUCUCAAGGGACAAAUUAUGCAAAUGAAAAUGCUGAAGCAGUUCCUCGGUACGUGCGCGUCCGAAGCGCUGUUGGCUGAUAAAUCAAAGGACGAUUUGGACAAGCUACCGGGCGGUCUGGGACUUGAAUUUGGUUUUCCAGGCGACAGUAAAAAACUGAAAGACAAGACAAAGACUCGGCUUUGGAAAGAAUACUUUAAAGUGCACGGUAGAAAUUUGACGGUGUGCAAGACGCCACGAUUUGGUAAACUGCUCCGUGUGGGAUUGCCAAAUCGAUUGCGUGGUGAAAUCUGGGAAUCGUGUUCCGGAGCUAUGUACCAACGGUUCAUGAAUCAAGGCCUUUAUGCAAGAAUUCUUGAAGAAAACAAAAAUAAGAGUUCAUUGAGCUUGGAAGAGAUCGAAAAGGAUCUCAACAGAUCAUUGCCUGAAUACUCUGCCUAUCAGACCCCGCAAGGUAUCGACAGUCUACGAAGAGUGCUCAGUGCGUAUUCAUGGAAAGAUCCCGAACUUGGCUACUGUCAAGCGAUGAACAUUGUCACUUCAGCGAUAUUGAUCUAUAUGAGUGAAGAGCAGGCUUUUUUCACACUCGGCGUGCUUUGCGACGAUAUGCUACCUGGUUAUUACAGCACCUCUAUGUAUGGGGCACUGCUUGAUCAGAUUAUUUUUGAACACAUGCUGGAGACGACGAUGCCACUAUUGCACACCCAUUUUAAAAAGACCGAUAUUCAGCUUUCAGUGGCGUGUCUACCAUGGUUCCUCAGCUUGUACAUCAAUUCAAUGCCUCUCUUGUUCGCCUUCAGAAUCCUCGAUUGCUUCUUCAUGGAUGGGCCCAGAAUAUUGUUCCAGAUUGGCUUAGCCAUUCUAAAGAUCAAUGGCGAUGCUUUGUUGCAAGCGACAGAUGAUGGUGCGUUUAUGAAUAUCCUCAAGAAUUACUUUAAUUCAUUGCAUGAACCACUGUAUCCCAAUUCCGAGGACGCCAAAGCGAAAAAUUUGACGAAAUUCAAUGAAUUGUUACUUGUGGCCUACCGUGAAUUUAGCAGUAUCACGGAUGACAGGGUCCGCGAACUGCGUCAAACCCAUCAACUCAAAGUCGUGGCCGGUAUCGAAUCGUUCACUAAACGUUCAGCGAUCCGUAACCUGGAUAACACUGCCGGACUCAGCAAGGAUGAAUUGGGCAUCAUCUACGAUAAAUUUUACAAUGUCCUUUACUACAAACAAGUCCGAAACGAUCGUAACGAUUCACGCAUGGAUGUGGUAUCCUUUGAACGAUUUAUGGGCGGUCUUGCGGGAUGGGCCAAAUUCACAUCGGAAGACCAAGAUCCGGAUAAGGAACGAUUGACCAAAGUGGGCAAAACAUUCCUGACUCGAUUGUUCCAGCAAUUUGAUAAAAGCAAUGCCGGUGAUCUGAAUUUCCAGGAUAUUGUGGCUGGCAUGGGAUCGAUUAUCAAGGGAAAUCACAACGAUCAAAUUAGUCUCUUCUUCAAGCUUCAUGACGUCGAUCAAGAUGACCAUCUUAGCCGAGAUGAACUGUUGGAACUAUCGGAAACUUUGCUUUGGAUUUUCAGACGAACCGUGGAUGAGACAAAGUUGAGUUCGGUGUCGACUUUCCUGCGACAUGCUUUUGAAUAUUCUGAACCCAAGACUGAUGACGAUAACUCUAAUGAACGGUUCCUAUCGUUGGCAUCAUUGCGGUAG